GCUCCGAUGCUUUCUGAAACAGAAAGAACUAUCUAGUCUCUAUAUGAUAUCUAUGGGGAUUCCCCGAGGGGAAGUGUUUAGGGAAGUUCCCGAGUGCGUGUCUAAAACUGGAGUGGAACGCAUCCCAGGCUGAGAGACGACACAAGUAAUUUACUCUGUGAGUGAAUGCAUGUCAGAUAUGGACAAGAUUCUGGUGCUGUUUCUCCUUCCAGCCGCUUCUGCAGAAGGCUCUCAUUCUAUAUCAGCACUUUUAACUUACCAUCAAGGAAAAACACCUUUCCCUAAAAUAAGUAUUCUAUCGAUGUUGGAUGAUGUCCCCCUUGUGUAUUAUAAUGGUGACACAAACACUAUAUUUUACAGAGGAAAUACAACAAAUGAAGAUACAUUAAUUAAUCCAGCUGAGUACACAAGCAUAUAUGACUUCACAAUCAUCAAAUGGGAAAAAGUAACAGCAUACUUAAAUAACACUCCAGUUACAGGUGUUCCUACUUUUCAAAGCCUGUCUUUGUGUGAGCUAAAGGACAAUGGUGAACCAGGAUCAAUGAUCAUAGCAGAUGCUUUCCAAGGAUCCACACUAGAUGAGUUACACUGGUACAAUGGUACUAUAAAAUAUACAUCCCAGCUAGAGACAGAUUUUAAAAAGCGUCUUUGCAAGGCUUUCGAAAAUGUCUAUUACCCACUUUGCAUUAAAGCUCUAAAGGUUUACCUUGAAAAAAGGGGAAAUCAAGUAAACAGGAGAGUGAAACCCAAAGUCCAUAUUAUCCAAACUCUUUCGGGGUCUCGGGUGAUGUGUCUGGCAACAGGAUUUUACCCUCGUCACAUCAACCUGACCCUGUUCAGAGAUGGACAGCAAGUAUCUGAUGAUGACAUCACCGGAGGAGAUCUGCUGCCCAAUGAUGAUGGGACGUACCAGAUGAGGAAGAUCCUGAAGAUCAGCGAAAAACAACAGAGAGAGAAACACAAAUACACCUGCACUGUCACACAUCUCAGUCUGGACAACAAACUGGAUGUCACUUUCGAGUAUGAUGGGACACUAUUAAAACCAGUGCUUUCCUCGGUGCUAACAGUUGUGGUAUUGAUGAUUGGGAUUGUGUUUGCUGUAAUUUUAUGUAAAAAGCAACAAGCAGCAUCUAAAGAAGGUGUCUCGAGUCCAAAAGGCUCUCUCACCAUAAUCUCUCUGCGCUCACAGUCAUCUGAUGUCUAAUGACCUGCACAUGUCACAGUCACCUUAUCAACCAGCACACACUCCAGUUUACUCCUUGUCUGGCCUUAAACAGACACAGGACACAGAAUCCUCACAUCAUGACAACUUAAUCAAUUGGUUUUCAACAUCAUACCUGUGAUCUGGUCCAAUGUUUACUGAGGUGUAUGGUUAUACUAUGCUCUGCUAUAUCCUAUCCUGCCUUGCAUCCUGUCAUAAGUAGGGUGGCCAUUUGUGCCGGACACAUCACAAACAUGUUUUCGGGUGUGUUCUCAGGAAGUCUAUUGUAUUCAAUUUGCCUCUCCAUCUCUUCUCACCGUGUGUAUAAAGUUUGCUGUUAUUUACUUCCUGUUGAGCGUAUGUUUUGAGUGUGUUUAUUUUUGUCCUUCUUUUAUGAUGCAAGAAUAAAGAGACUGUUUACUGUAAACAAUUAGUAAAUAAAAUGACUUACAGUUUCAGUUUUAAGAAAGAAUAGAAGCACAUUUAAACAAACAGUAAAUUGGCAUACACAAUGCAAAUUCUGACAGGCCGUGAGCCCCCAAGCAUGUCAUGUGAGUCCAUCUUAAAAUCAAACUGAUGCAGUGAUACAUGACAAACUUUCACAUCUGAUGUACGUCAUUGCAGGAAGUUUCACAUGAUUUAUACUCAAAAUAUAGAGUCUAAAAAAAAAUCCAGAUAAUUUACUCAUGCCUAUGUCUUCCAAGAUGUUUAUAUCUUUCUUUGUUCAGUUGAGAAGACUGAAGACGUUUUUUGAGGAAAACAUUUCAGGAGGCAUUGGGGUCUUAUCUAGCGAAACCAUAGUCAUCUUUUGCAAUAAAAAUAAAAAUACGCACUUUUAAACCACAUCUUCUUGUCUUCCACUAACCGUAUGACGCGCCAAUGCGACCUUACGUAUUAUGUAAUCACGUCAAAAUGUCACGUGUUACAUAUGUGAAACGCACACAUGCGGACCAUUUUAAAUAAUAAGCUGACACAAAGACAUUAAUUUGUAUCAUUCUACAUACAACAACCUCAGAACGGUCCUCUUUCUCCACACUUGUAAACACUGGAGCGGUAGCAUACGUAAUAUGAGACCUUUUAACGUGAUUACAUAAUAUGUAAGGUC
Messenger RNA from Misgurnus anguillicaudatus (oriental weatherfish), 2306 nucleotides. Lineage: Eukaryota; Metazoa; Chordata; Actinopteri; Cypriniformes; Cobitidae. The record is from RefSeq and is a predicted model, not a curated record.